This is a messenger RNA of Lytechinus variegatus (green sea urchin), 3688 nucleotides long. RefSeq lists its product as uncharacterized. Bases 228 to 1598 code for a protein of 456 amino acids. The transcript is spliced from 3 exons. The record is from RefSeq and is a predicted model, not a curated record. NCBI's taxonomy places the organism in Eukaryota, Metazoa, Echinodermata, Echinoidea, Temnopleuroida, Toxopneustidae.
UCAUAGAGCUAUUAACAGAAGGAGAUCUGACUCUCUCAAACGCUUUGCCCCAUGCGCGGCACCGCUAAUCCCCUCUCAGCAGGGUCCCUCACGGCGCAUUACACAGGCCGCUCGUAAAUCAGAUAAGGAAAGUUGAUCGACGCAGUAGACAGCUCGGAUUUGCGCUUGCGCAGUAGCGUUUUCACCCAUAAUGCAUUUCACAUCGGCUACACAAAUUUUAUGCAAACAUGGCGGCUCACGACUUCGUAGAUGAAAAUCUGGUUUUGGAACCAACUGAAUGGGAAACGGACAAUUCCAGCGAAGAGUUCUGUAUAUGUGGGACUCCGUCCACGGAUGAGAUGAUCUUCUGCUCAAGUUCAGGUUGUCCCAUCGCAUGGUUUCACAGAAAAUGUGUUGGAUUGGCCGACGACUUCGUCGAAGACUGGAUCUGUGAAUUCUGCGAUAGCGACUCGGCCUCGGUCUCCGCGCGUGGAAUUGGCUCUGGCUCGAGCUCGACAGCUCCAGUUUUGUCAAGCGGGAAGCCUGGUAACAGCUCUAUGCCUGAACCUGGACCAAAGGAAACUGCCAAGCAAGCUAAACCAAUUCUGCCCAGAUUUGGUGCUUUGAUGAAGCCUCGUGAGGAAAUCCUCGCCAACGCACACUAUUUUGCCCGGGAUGCACUUGAAGAUCUCCGACAGGAUGAAGUGUACCUGAACACUGUUGAGGGACAAAAGAUUGUGAAACUGGCCAGCGACAUUGACUACAAUGGGGAAGACUUCAAUGAAGCAGCAGAGGUGAUAACAAAGGAUCUUUUGGAAAUAGUAAUGUCAGCAGAAGGCAAGCUGCCUGGAUCAUCUGCAAACUGUGCCAUCAUCAAGAACUAUCAAGUUUACCAGACAAGUAGCCGGUCUUACAACAUAUUCGUGAAGUUGCUUGGAAGUGACAACCAGUCAACAAAGUUUUUCCAGCAGUAUGUGCUACGGGCCAUGCUAGAGAAAAUCAUGAAAGACAGUGUUAAGGAGGACUUUGAUGCUGGAGCUCCAGUAGAUAAACUAUCACGUGAGGAGGAACAAGCCCUCCGCUACCUGGCUGGGUACAUCCCGUUUGCUCUCCACAGGCGUUAUAGCAAACUUCAGUCAAACCCUGCAAAGGAAUUGGCAGCUUUUCUUAAUGGGUGGAGAAAAGAUGAUGAUGACGAUACUAAUGCAGAUACUUUUCUCCACUACACUUCAGUGUGGUUGACCUACCAAAACAGGGGUGGACUUUUUGUAGUAUCAGACAAUGUAUACUUGUUUUUCAGGUCCAUUGAAUUUGUUUCCCGUAGACUUUUUGUUGGCAAUUGUCUACAGGGAGGUGAGACAAUCAAAGAAAAAUUGAUCAAGCACUUGUGUGGGAGCACACAUGUUCAGAGAAUGUGGGGUGUGCUCUCAAGUGAAUUGUGCAAGAACUUGGCAGAGAGCUUGUUUCAAACCAUUAUCCAAUACUGGAUCAAGAUUAGAGUUUCAGCCUAUGUUAGGUCCUAUGUUAGCAUCGUAAAAAAUCAGGAAAGAAAUGACAGGAAAUCAAAAAAGAGCCUUCGAAAAGGACUCAAAGGAAAACAGAAAGAUGCCAGCUUGUAAACUCUGUUUCUUGCCAGCCACGCAAUAUUGGAUUCAUUUAGCUAACACUUAUCCAGUCUUUGGACUAUUAGUGCAUUCUCUUUUGAUAAACCAGAUUUAAAGAAGUCCACCCAACAAGAAGUUGAUUAAUUACUGUAAAAAGAUAAACAUCCAACAUUCCUAAAAUAAAUUUCAUUGCAAUUGACUAACCCAUCCAUGAGCUGAUUUCUCCUUUGCAAAGUUUGACUGAAGUUUCAUCUUACUGUAUGUUCAUUUUUAAUUAACUUUUUAACAUUGACAAUUACAGAUACCCACAUUAAAGAAAGCACAGAAAGAUUAUAAGAAAGCCUUGCUUUGAAUGUGUUGUAACUCAUGACAUUUAGAUAUUGUUACUGUAAAUUUUAUUUACAUGUAUUUAUAUACAUGUACAUGUACUCAUUUUUUUACAUACAUGUACCCGUUACUGUAGUCUGGUCUCAAAAAGAUUGUUGCCACUUGCGGCAAAUGUUUCACUUACAAUUUACAUGUAUGGAAGGUCAAUUUAAAAAAUGUUUCAGCAAUACCAGUAUACAAAAGUUUGAAGUACAAUCACAUUGAUAAAAUUAUUUGCAUAUUUUUGUAAUACUCUUAUCUGAUAGAAUUUGUCUUGACUUGAGGUUAGGCAUUGUAAACACUCAUAAAAUCGUGGAAAUCUACAAGUACAUGUACAUGUAUGCACUAUGCUGUAUGAUAGACUUCUUGUAUCAUUUAAACUGAAUGAAUUGGACACAUUUCAUUGAGAUAAAAAAAAAUAUUUAUUAGCUGUUCAAAAUACGAUGUCCUUAUACGUGUACAUUAUAAACAGUAAUUUUAUACACUAUAUAAAAGUGAGAAUAUUCAUACUCUUGGAUCAAAUACAUGUAAAUCUGUUCGACACGAGGCAGAAUUCAAAUUGGAAGAUGUGAAUAAAGAUGUGAAAAAAAGUAUAGGGCAGAAUUUGUUGUUUACAAACAAUAUGUCAUUUACAUGUGUGAUUGGCAGUCACACAUUUUAGACUUUUAUUCUUGCAUCACAUAAUUAUGAAGUUCAAAUCCUUUUCCAACAUAUGGUAUGUUCUCCACCUACUCUUUUUAUCAACUAUUUCAGUGCUGAAAAUACAUGUGUACAAGGUGCUAUAGUGUAAAAGCAGUUCCAUUUUUUUUUAGAAUGUGAAGACAAAAGUAAAUCAUGAAAUUUUAAUAGAUUAAUGUAUGUUUGGAAAAAAAAUGGCAAAACUUUGGCGUGAUAUUAAAGUACAUUUGAGCAGUUAUGCAUGAAAUAUAUAAUAUACCUGAUGGAAAGCACCAACCAUUCCAGUAAAGCACCCUAACAACAAAUAAUAUAGGCAUUUAACCACAGUCAGUUAUUGAAAUUUCUUUCUGGUUAAUACUGUAUUCUGUACAAUAUGGUAAUUGAUGAAAGUUGUACUUGUAAAUAUACAUGAGUAAAAGAAAGUCAAUUCAAAUGUGAUAUCAAUAUCUUGUCCGUUUCAUUGAUUUUUCACUUUCUUCUGGAAGGGAAUGACCAUGAACAUUUACAGAUCAUGAGACGAAAACCUCGGUCACAUUUGCUCUAUGGCGGCCGUACAGUAAGUCAAAAAUAAGAAAAUUUGAUAUCUUCAUCAGCGGCAUAUAGUUGGUUUGAAGAUUAACGAAAAUGGCUGGGUUUUUUUGUCGCCAUGCGGCCACCUUGGAGCAAAUGAGACUGAGGUACAUGUGUAAUGGAAAGUAGGAAUAAACAAAGAGUUGAAUGAGAAAAAUAUUAAGAGAGGGAGGAAAGCAAGAACUGGGAAGAGAGAAUGAAGAAAACAGGAUCAUAUUGCAAAAUGAUACUAUUAUUGAAAAAUAAAAGAAAAUCAAAUCAAAUUUCCAGCAAAAAUCACUUCACAAAAAGAGAGAUGGUGAAUAAUGAAAAGUUGGCAAAAUAAAAACAUCUCAUCUCCAAAUACCUUUACAAGUGAUUUACUUGCUCUGAGACAUGUUUAAACAACAGAAGAUGCCUUACAUUUAUCACAAGUUUGUAAAGAAAAAAAAGCGAAGAGAAGAAAGAGCAAAAUGCAGAGAGAAGAGAUAUAAGAAAGCAAAAUGCAGAGA